UCGCUUGUGGCCUUUCAGGCGGACUAGUCGGAGCCCCGAAGUUUCCUUCUUCCACCCCCGAUUUCCUUCCACGCCGAGACUCUUGAGAGAGACCAUCCAUCAACCACGCGCCGGAAUCUCGUCGCAGACGAAACGAUGCUCAGCAUUCUCGCUCAGGAGCGCCUGCUCGGAUUCGCAUUAGGCGGGGCUUUCACCGGUUUCGUGGUGUUUGAGCAGCGAAGGCGAAUCCACGACUCAAUUUCAGCCUACCAAUCUCCAUCCGAUGCCGAGAAACAGAUGAAGGAGCCGAUUCUGGGGAAGCAAUUCCGUUCCGAGUCUGCCCUCCUAUGGAACAAAGCCGUGGACCAGGCGUUCGGUCCGCUCGUUUCCGCCCUUAGUUCCCACAGAGAGUAAAAUUGUUGAACAAGUUUGUGAUAUGGUAUUCUAUACAUCAUUUUGGCAACUCUUAUGAUACACUCUAAGAACAUGCGUGCAAUUUUUGUCUCCUAAUCCUCAUUUUAUCAUGGGUGUGGAUCCUGUACCACUCAAAAACUUCACUUGCUUGCUUGUUACUCUGUAUACGUGGCUGAAUCAAUGACUUUGAUGAUGUUGAUAUACGCCUCUGCCUCCCUGGAAAUCCCGUGAAUGAAAAGGAAAGCAGCAGAAACUAAAGGGGACAAUGUGUUUUUUAGUUAGCAUGUUACAGCCCAUAACCGUUGGUAGUAAGAAGAUAAGAAGUGCUCUGUCGUGAAGCUAAAGAUUUGGAGCCAACGAAGCUAUCCCAAAAUUUAGACCCAAUACUGUCAAAAAAAAAAAUUAGCACCCAUGAGGCGAUGACUUUCGUUUGUUGCCGUUUCUUUGGAUAUAUCUUCUUGCUAGUUGCCACUGUAGGCUGG
This is a messenger RNA of Linum tenue, 875 nucleotides long. The record is from the annotation of a GenBank genome assembly. NCBI's taxonomy places the organism in Eukaryota, Viridiplantae, Streptophyta, Magnoliopsida, Malpighiales, Linaceae.